Messenger RNA from Cuscuta epithymum, 2173 nucleotides. The record is from the annotation of a GenBank genome assembly. NCBI's taxonomy places the organism in Eukaryota, Viridiplantae, Streptophyta, Magnoliopsida, Solanales, Convolvulaceae.
UAAUAAUGAACAGAGCAUCCAGUAAAAUUCGCAGGGUAAGUUGCCUGAUGCCCACUGACUCUUAACUGAAAACUCCGCAAAAUUGUUGAUGAUAAUCACCAGAAGGCCUAAAGCAGAACGAGUCCGCCAUCCUUUUAGUCACCACCGCUCAUGCCAGCCUAAACCAGCGGUCAAAAAAGAAGAAAAUUAAAGUUUAGUCUUUCAUGGGAGAGCAAGAUGGGAAACCUGUUGAAGGACCACCAUCUUCAAAACCCACCAGUUCGGAUCCAACCGUCGGAGUUUCUGCUACCAUGGAGAAAGCGGAGACUCCAUCUUUAUCAUCACUCCCUCCCCAACCUUCUUGGUUCACUCCUAAAAGGUUGCUUUUUAUCUUCUGUGUGAUCAACUUGCUAAAUUAUUUGGACCGUGGAGCUAUAGCAAGUAAUGGUGUCAAUGGGAAUCCCAGAACUUGUACUAAAAGUGGUGCAUGUACAUCUGGAAGUGGAAUUCAGGGGGAAUUUAAACUGACUAACUUUGAAGAUGGCGUCAUUUCAUCUGCUUUUAUGGUCGGGCUCCUUGUGGCAUCUCCAAUAUUUGCAUCCCUUGCCAAAAGAGUCAACCCAUUUAGACUUAUUGGAGUUGGACUGUCGGUAUGGACCCUCGCAACUGCUGGAUGUGGAUUUUCAAUUAAUUUCUGGUCCAUAUUGAUAUGCCGCAUGUUUGUUGGUGUUGGUGAAGCUUCAUUUAUUAGUCUCGCUGCUCCAUUUAUUGAUGAUAAUGCCCCAAUUUCUCAGAAAACAGCAUGGCUUGCAAUGUUCUACAUGUGUAUACCAACUGGAAUUGCGCUUGGAUAUGUAUAUGGUGGAAUGGUUGGAAGCCAUCUAACUUGGCAUUGGGCUUUUUGGAUUGAAGCAAUUUUGAUGCUCCCUUUUGCUAUUUUUGGUUUUGCGAUGAAACCGUUGCAAUUAAAAGGGUUCUCUCCAAGUGUAUCAGAAAAACUACUGACUUCUGUGGCAGCUCCUGGAUGUGGAGAAAAAGAACAUGUAACGUAUGCAGUUGUGUCAAAUGGUGAAGAUGGUUCAUUGACCAGAAGUGAGAUUCACGACGCUUCUAAAGUGUCCAGGUCAAAUUGUUAUUGUGUUAAUUCAGAUCAGUUCAUCGGAUUUUUCAAAGAUAUGAAAGCUCUUUUUUCUGAAAAGGUUUUUGUUGUGAAUGUUCUAGGAUAUGUAGCGUAUAAUUUUGUAAUAGGUGCAUACUCCUACUGGGGGCCUAAGGCCGGUUACAACAUAUAUCAUAUGAGCAAUGCAGAUAUGGUAUUUGGCGGUGUUACAGUUGUAUGUGGAAUAUUUGGAACACUUGCAGGUGGAUUUCUUUUGGAUCGUAUCUCUUCCACACUAUCCAAUGCUUUUAAGCUACUCUCUGCAGCAACAUUCUUUGGGGCUAUAUUUUGCUUUGCUGCCUUUUGCUUUAAAAGCUUAUACGCUUUUAUAGCUCUGUUUGCCAUUGGAGAACUGCUCGUGUUUGCCACUCAGGCUCCCGUAAAUUAUGUUUGCUUACAUUGCGUGAAACCGAGUUUAAGACCAUUAUCAAUGGCUAUAUCGACUGUCUCCAUUCACAUAUUUGGAGAUGUCCCUUCUUCUCCUCUUGUUGGGAUUCUCCAGGAUCAUGUAAACAAUUGGAGGUUUACUGCUUUGACUUUGACAUCCAUUUUAUUCUUGGCAUCCUUAAUUUGGUUAAUAGGGAUAUUUCUUCAUAGCGUGGACAAAUUUGAUGAAGAAAGUGAGCGGCCAAACCCUACCACAACGCCAUUCCUCGAGGAGGAGAUGAAAAAAAGGAAAGAGACUUGUUGAAUCAUGGCCCUGCUAGCUGCUUGCUGGAAGAACAAGCAAAUGUAAAAAAUUGUAUAGUUUGUCUGUCCAAACGAGUCUGAAGAAGAAAUAGUCUGCAGAGGAUAGAUAUUCUGUUAGGGUGGGUUUGUUUUAUCAGGGGUGUUGUCUUCUUGAUUUUUGCGUUAGAAUUUAUUUGUUCAAUUUUGAAGUAUCCAUACUUGUUCAUAGUUAUGAUGAUGAGGAGGAGGAAUCGGAGGAUGAAGUAAUAAUAAUAGUAGUACUUAAUAUUAAUGUUUACGGAUGCAAUAUUAUGAGGACUAAACCCAGAUGCAAUACGUAAUGUGAUUAUCUUCUUUUUGUAUUUU